AUGGACCACAAAACAAACCCUACUAUGACUUUGAAAGAGGUUUUAUGGCUUACAACAAUCGUUUUCAUGCCAGGAAGAAAUUUUUCCCUAAUUGGACACAACAUGUGGCAUUCUGGACUUGUGACAUUUGUGGCCAUUGAUACUGAAACAAAUAUUCCUCAUUCCUUCUUUCCAGAAUCCAAUUUUAAAAACAAGGUGGAUCAAUCGGAAUGGUUAAGUGACACCUUGUCUAAAAUUGAUAAAAAGAAAACACCUUGGGUUGUGGUUGGCCAUCGUCCAAUUUAUAGUUCUCAAAAUAUCUUUUCAGCUGCUGAUGAAUCAAUUAUUGGAGAAUCAAAAAUUCUCCAAGAAGUCUUUGAAGAUAUUCUCUACAAAUAUCAUGUGAAUAUUGCCAUGUUUGGUAAAGCAGGAAAAUGUUCCUGGAAAAAAAUCACCAAUCCGCACACCCAUAUACAAAUGCGAAUGCAUACAGUAGGCCAUGUUCAUAGCAACGAAAGAACCAAUCCAGUCUACAGAACUCUUGUAGAACCCAAUUUCGGGGAGGGGAAUCGAGAGCACGUUGUUGAAAAAAAAACAAAAAAAAUUAAAAAAAUGUAUUCGUGGACGAGUCGUUUGAGUAGCGUCCUGACCGAUGCAAUUUCGAUAUUAGGACUCAUGGCCAUUUGUUUUGGAGUUUCUUCCUAUUUCUUGGCUGCUCGGCCGCAAGAUGUAAACAUUCGGGUGGAAAUUGCUAAUCUUGUAAAAUUCAACAAAUUGGACUUCAGGCCACACUACAAUCCUGAUAGAGCUUCUUUUGAAUUUAAGCUUGAUGCCGAUCUUACUCCUAUUUUUAAUUGGAAUGUGAAAGUUUUGUUUUGCAUGCUUUAUGCUGAAUAUUCAACGCCGACUCAUGAGUUGAAUCAAAUCAUGCUAUGGGACAAAAUCAUUGAAAGAAGUGAUGUUCUUGAAGGGAAAGUGGACACACAUUUGAUUUAUAAUCGCUUGAAAGGAAAAUAUUCCUUAAUUGAUUAUGGCAAUGAGCUUCGAGGAACUAAUAUCACAUUGAAAUUCAGAUGGAACGUCACCCCAUAUGUAGGAUUAUCAUACGAUCAAGAAGUUAUUGUUGGAGAAUUUAACUUACCAAACCAAUACAAGAAAUAUCAACGGUCUGACUAUGAUCACAAUAAGAUAGUUUAUGAUGAGACCUAUGAUCCAAGAAUGAACUACGGUCCACUUGAGAACUAA
Messenger RNA from Naegleria fowleri, 1224 nucleotides. RefSeq lists its product as uncharacterized. Gene Ontology annotation, biological process: protein targeting to ER. The coding region runs from base 1 to 1224 and encodes 407 amino acids. NCBI's taxonomy places the organism in Eukaryota, Heterolobosea, Eutetramitea, Acrasida, Naegleriidae. The record is from RefSeq and is a predicted model, not a curated record. The transcript has 2 exons. Gene Ontology annotation, cellular component: membrane; signal peptidase complex.